This is a messenger RNA of Pseudomassariella vexata, 1911 nucleotides long. RefSeq lists its product as uncharacterized. Gene Ontology annotation, molecular function: DNA-binding transcription factor activity, RNA polymerase II-specific; zinc ion binding; DNA binding. Gene Ontology annotation, biological process: regulation of DNA-templated transcription; DNA-templated transcription. The transcript has 3 exons. NCBI's taxonomy places the organism in Eukaryota, Fungi, Ascomycota, Sordariomycetes, Amphisphaeriales, Pseudomassariaceae. The record is from RefSeq and is a predicted model, not a curated record. The coding region runs from base 1 to 1911 and encodes 636 amino acids.
AUGGUCAAAUUUGUCGAGUCUGACUCGUCGGGCCUUCCUCUGAAGCGGAAACAGGUGUCUCAAGCCUGCCUUUCAUGCCGGAGAAGGAAAAAGCGAUGUGUGCACGAGGGACAGUAUAGCUCCGAGGGCACGGCUCAGCUGCAGGAUUCGGUAUCUCCGCCCCGGCCGGGUCAGCACCCGGUCUCACUUGCGACCACCGUGUCCAAGAUCUCGCCUGCCAACUCGUGGCCCUCGGAAUCUCCACGGAGCCAAGAGAAUCGCACCUCGCGCUUUGUUGGCGACUUGAACCCAGAACACCUGCUCAUCGAAGCUACAAGCCCACACUCAAGCCGCGACUUGUCGGUAAGAGGGGGCAUUGGAGUAUGGCAAAUCAAACGAGGAGAGACCUCGAAUGCGACAUUGCCACCCUCUGCUCAACCCGGACCGAACCAGACUCUAAACGAAAUCCUAGUUUCUCAUGCCAAGUCCAGAUGUUUGCCCUGCGUUCCCCCGCCUGCCACCUGGACAGCUUUGAGCCAGAUCUACAUCGAAAGGCUAGACCCCCUCUUUCCUGUUGUCAGUAAUUACACGGCAGAACUUCCAGACAACUCUGUCUCGGCUAUUGUGGUCAAACAAGCCAUAUGCCUGGCAGCAUCUGCCGAUCCCGAUGCAGCCGCCCAUCUUCGGUUGCGACCCCAUGGGCCUGUGGUUAGCCGGUACGAAUUCUGUGGCACGCUCUCUGCAGCCAUCCAGGGAACACUUGAUGCUGGCCUCAUCACAGAUCGUAUAUGGCUCAUCCGUAUUCUACUGUUAUUCUCCAUGCAUGUACAGCCCUCCAGCUCUGAAGAAGCAGAUCUCCCGACAUCUGUUUUUGCCAAAGCCGUCCAUCAUAUGCAUACACUUGGCCUUCACAUCGGAUUCAGCAAGGAAGAUGCCGACUACGAGCAGAUUCAGACUUUGUUCUGCUGCAUAUGGGCUUUGGACCGACUCAAUGCUGCUCUCUACGGCCGAGCUUGUCUAAUCCACGAAAGGGACAUCGGCUGGGAUUUCAACGAAUGCAUUGAACAGCAACCUCCUCCCUUUCGACUUUACCUGAUGGUUACUCAACUCUUGAACCAAGUCAUUGGCCUAUAUCGUCCAGGCAAGAACCCGAUAGAGGAGCCGAUGGUCAUUGACCUGCCCAUAUCGGAGCAGCUGAUACUCGAUGCUGACGCUAUAAAGGUAGCCAGCCCCCUGCUAGCAACUAUCGAGAUAUUAUACCAUUCGGUAUCGAUACUUUCGUGUAGAUAUCCACCUGGUGGCAGCCCCGGCUCUACGGUUCUCCCUCCCCGUGGGACCAACAGUCGCCGGUCACUUUCGGCAGACCGAGUUACCGACAUCAUCCAGGAGGAGUUUCCCGGACAGAUUUCAUACAUGCCCCUGAUACCAUACGCCGUUUCCCUGUCGCUGAGCGUGUCCUAUCGAAAGAUGCGGUACAGCAGCGUGCCUAUGUUCCGCCUUCGCGGCAGACGUGCAUUCGCAGCCAAUACGGCUCUACUGAAGAAGCUUGGCGACACAUUCUUCACCGCGAAGACGAUGGCAACCAUGGCGGAACAGGUGCUCCAGGAGAUGGACAAGGCGGUGGUAUCGAUAACCCAAGAGACAAGUACAGUGGACAACAGCACACCGGAAAAGGAAAAACCCCAGUCAGAGGCUCAGCCUUCCACAGAGCCGAUGAAUAUGAAUCCCGCAGCCCGGAGUUUUCGAGCCAAUCCUCUUGUGCAUGACAACGGUAUGAACGGUACGUCGAUUUUUUUCGCAGCUCCCGAGCUCGACGUCUUUGGACAUUUUGAUCCAUCCUUCAAUCUUGGCGCAGUGGAUGCUGCCCUCGAAGCAAAUCUCGACUUUGGGACUUCCUCCAACUGGUAUGACUGGCAACAGACCUGGGGAUGA